CGCGCCGGGUCGAAGCGGCUGGGAACAGGAGAUAGCGUGUAACUCGAUUUAUUACCAGCUGACCAUGAAUUGUGAACAUUAAAAUGUCAUUCACUGUUAGAAAUGUCCACCUAUCAGUGGUAGGCAGGUGAACGCUGCGCUAUGCCCAGUUUUACACUGAUGCUAAUAAUCUGUACUGGUAUAUUUUCUUUAUUUUAAAAACACAUUUCAUAAUAUUUAUUUUUCUGACUCUGUCAUGCUAAACUGUGCUACUAGUAUUGGUCAGAACAUGACAAAUAACAGUAAAAAGUCGCCACACCAGCAUUCAGGUUUUCAGAUGCCCCGUGAAACGUGUUUAGUUACUGUAGAUUUUGACUCGAAGCGGGCUGCAGUAAGAAAGAGGAAAGGCAGCGCCGAAAUCGUCACUAGAAAGGUUAAUAAGGAAUCGAGUCCAUUGAGGGAUGAUUUAGGAAAGACUUCACUGAAGAGGCCUGCAGUUACUACAGCCGGUGGUCUCAAUCUAAUAACAUUCAGUAUUUGUAAGGAGAGCAUGAGGCCAGUUAAGAAAGCCCUGAAACAGCUGGAGCUGCUGAAAGAUCUUCCCUUGGAGCAGCAGGUCCGCUCUACCAGAACACAGGUGCUCACGAUCGGGGAGCACGUCAGCACCUGCCUGGCAGAGUACACCACAGCACAGGAGGCCAGAUACUGGAAAAGGUAUUUAUGGAAAUUUGCAUCCAUCUUUUCAGAACACAAUGCUAGAACUCUGCGCAGACUGUAUAAGUAUUCACAGGUUAAUCAAGAGGACAAAUUUAUGAAGACAUACUGGGGAACAGGGUUCCCAGGCCCUGCCCAGGUCCAGUCUCUUGAAUGUAAGCAGUUGUACAAUGCAUGGGGCCUGCCUGUGGACUCGAGCAGUUCAGACCUUGGCAGGGGCCAGUCAGCAGUAGAGGACCAGCACUUGACUGACAGGCACACUGACGGGAGCCUUCCAGGCAGGGUACAUCCGGAUACUGCUGCUGCUGAUUGGCUGGUGGUGUUUCAACUGCCCUCCGAUUUUCGUUCCCUGUUAUGUCAUUUCCAUUAUACUUGAUGGCUUGGAUGGGUACGCAGCCCGGCGCCUCAAUCAGAUUUCGGAGUUUGGAGCCUGGCUGGAUGUCGUGAUUGAUAACCUGGGACGAGGGAUGCUGUGGAGCGCCUUGUUUGAGUGGGGAUAUUUUGUUUCUGCGUUAGAAUGGUGUGUGUUCGUCUGCACACACAGCUGCAUGGGUGCUGAGUGGAAGAGCCGCUUCGGAUGCAGCCCCUGGUGGAUCCAGAGAGUCACAGCAAACGGUUUUAAGAGCCCGCUGGGUGUGCUUUGUAUAUCCGGGCUGCACGUCCUGCCUGUCUGGCUAUACGGGUAUCAGAAAGGAGUCCUGACAGAGGUUCUCUUUGUCCCAUUUACACUGCAGUGCUGUGGAAUAGCCAUCCUCACUGCAGGCAGGCUCCUGUGCUUUGCUGUGGAGGUGUGGUGUCUCGGGAUGCACAUUAAGUUUCUCACAAGAACUGACCAGAAGACAAAGGAAAAAGACUGAAGCUCCUCUGUGUCCCAGACACUCUUGUGUGUAUUUCAAAAGGAGUGCUGUUCCGUUUUAAAUAUAGAUUUCAGGAGAUCAGGCUACAAUGAAAGAGAUGGAACACAGCUAAGCAGACUUGUCUAGAAGCUGUUUCUAACAAAAGUUUGUUUUGUGAUAUUUUGCUUUUAGAGUAAUGAGAAAUGAAAUCUCCAAGUGCAGCAACAAGAGCUGAAAGUUCAAUAAAAUAUUUUGUGAAAUAUAAGAUGAAUAA
Molecule: messenger RNA, 1803 nt
Organism: Acipenser ruthenus (sterlet)
Lineage: Eukaryota; Metazoa; Chordata; Actinopteri; Acipenseriformes; Acipenseridae
Product: CHD1 helical C-terminal domain containing protein 1
Exons: 11
Coding region: 236-1069 (277 amino acids)
Biological process (GO): phospholipid biosynthetic process
Cellular component (GO): membrane
Molecular function (GO): phosphotransferase activity, for other substituted phosphate groups
Source: RefSeq, a predicted model, not a curated record